ACUCAAACUCUCAUCUCUCUAUCUUUUGAUUGACGCUGACUCAUCAUCUACACGACACGCUUUUCUAUUUAAAUCCCAAAUCCUGGAGCAUCAAGAUAGGCACGCACACACUAAAAAAGGCGCGAGCUUGUUUGAUCAUAUCACAAAAUGGGUACGAAAGAAAGGAUUUUGGUGACUGGGGGCGCUGGCUUUAUCGGCUCACACACGGUGGUGCAGCUGCUCAGAGAGGGCUUCAAGGUCUCUGUUUUAGACAACCUCGACAAUGCCGUCGAAGAAGCACUUGACAGAGUCAGGCAGUUGGUCGGCCCCCAACUCUCCAAGAAUCUCGAUUUCCAUUUGGGGGAUAUUAGGAAUGUGGACGAUUUGGAGAAAUUGUUUUCUGAGAGCAAAUUAGAUGCAGUGAUCCAUUUUGCUGGGCUUAAAGCUGUUGGUGAGAGUGUUGCUAAUCCUAUGAGAUAUUUCGACAACAAUUUGGUUGGAUCUAUCAAUUUAUACAAAGUCAUGGCAAAGUAUAACUGUAAGAAGUUGGUGUUCUCCUCGUCUGCAACAGUUUAUGGUCAGCCUGAAAAAAUUCCUUGUGUUGAAGACUUCGAGUUGAAGGCUAUGAAUCCUUAUGGUCGCACAAAGCUCUUUCUUGAAGAAAUUGCUCGAGAUCUACAGAAGGCAGACCAGAAAUGGAGAAUAAUUUUACUCAGAUACUUCAACCCGGUUGGGGCCCACGAGAGUGGCAUGCUUGGAGAGGACCCUAAGGGAAUCCCCAAUAAUCUUAUGCCUUAUAUAACACAAGUGGCUGUUGGUAGAUUGCCUGAGCUAAAUGUUUAUGGGCACGAUUAUCCCACACCUGAUGGUAGCGCGAUCCGAGACUACAUCCAUGUUAUGGAUUUGGCAGACGGCCAUGUGGUUGCACUCGAGAAGCUUCUGCAGAGCAAUGGCAUAGGUUGCGUUGCCUACAACUUGGGGACUGGCCGUGGCACAUCCGUUCUUGAAAUGGUGGCAGCUUUCGAGAGGGCAUCGGGCAAGAAACUUCCUAUUAAACUCUGUCCAAGACGACCGGGAGAUGCAACAGCUGUUUAUGCAUCAACAGAUAAAGCUGAGAAAGAGCUUGGUUGGAAGGCGAAAUAUGGCAUCGAUGAAAUGUGUAGGGACCAAUGGAAAUGGGCAAGCCAGAAUCCAUGGGGAUACAAAUCCAAGCCUUGAUCUGAAGCCAACAAGGAGGUUCUGCUAAGUAAGCUCUCGGCCUGCAGUCACGCGUCGUGUCUUUUGAAAAGAUUCUCUACAUUUUACUACGUCCAAGCUUAUCGUAUUUUGUAUGUUGUAUUUUAUAAUUUUGCAUAAGAUGAAAAGAAAAAAUCCAAACUAAUAAAUAGUCAUUCAUUCGCACAAUAAAUUGUAACACCUUUUUCUUGAUUUCUCAGGUUGAUAGGUUGAUUAUUGUAUUAAUAAUUAGUAAUGCAACUGGGGGAAUAUUCUCUCUUUUUUAGUAGAUUA
Messenger RNA from Salvia hispanica, 1488 nucleotides. RefSeq names its product bifunctional UDP-glucose 4-epimerase and UDP-xylose 4-epimerase 1-like. NCBI's taxonomy places the organism in Eukaryota, Viridiplantae, Streptophyta, Magnoliopsida, Lamiales, Lamiaceae. Gene Ontology annotation, molecular function: UDP-glucose 4-epimerase activity. The record is from RefSeq and is a predicted model, not a curated record. Gene Ontology annotation, cellular component: cytosol. Gene Ontology annotation, biological process: galactose metabolic process.